AUGGAUGCCGAUGCCGAUGCGAUCGACAUCGAUGAUCAUGAUGACGAUGCUGGUAUAUCAAGCAUCGCCAAUGAAUGCCACAGUGAGGACGAUGACGCCCUCACUGGCGAAGACAACGCUCUUUCAGCAGUGCACACGAAGCGCACGGCUACUGACAAGGAUUAA
This is a messenger RNA of Peronospora matthiolae, 165 nucleotides long. The record is from the annotation of a GenBank genome assembly. Lineage: Eukaryota; Oomycota; Peronosporomycetes; Peronosporales; Peronosporaceae.